AUGUCUUUUUCAUAUUUGAGAGAAAAUGACAAACCAAUUAAUAUUCCAGAUGGUAUGGUUUUUAGAAAUUCGACAACUAAUAUGGAUAUACCAUCCACAUUUAUUAAGGAUGAAGAAUACUAUUUCGUAACUUGGAUGUAUAGCUAUGAAUUAAUCAAUAAUAUUGAAAAUGAAAAAGAUAAAGAUAAAUUUGAGAGUUGGGAAACGGCUUUGAAUCCAGAAAGGUUCAAUCUUCUCUCCAUCUUGAAUUUUCGCCGAACAAAAGAUGACUUUACGUUUAAUAAGUGCGUUGAACAUACUCUUAUAUCAAAGUUUGUUUCGCAUGUUGCUAUUACAAAUAGAAAGUGGGGAAAGGUUGCUUCUGCUUUAAGCAAAGAUGAAAUAUCUAAGCAAGCUCAAUGGGAGUCUGUAAAGUCAUUCUGGAAUAAGGUCGAGCUCGAGCAAAUCGAAGAGAACACAAAGUUAUCGGAAAAGAAGUUGGACCAAAUUGAGACAAGACAACAAGUCCAGGCAACCGAAAAUGCCUCAAACCAGAUAAAUGUAAUCCAGAAUAGAUUUAUCAACAGGAGCAAGAAACGUGGACAUGACUUGCAGGUCGAUGAGGAGACAUCAAAAAGGUGUAAAACUGAAUCCGAAAAUAGAACAAGAAGUGGGAGAACUGUUGUGCCGAAUUAUAGUCAUUUUUAUGGUGAAUCAAUAAUAAAUGAAGAUUGCGAUGCUCCUGAAAAUUCUUCACAAGGAUCUUCUAAUAGUGAUGAACUAAAUGAUGAGUUGGUUACUCAAGAGAAUCAAGAGAACGACCACUUUGAUGAAAAUCAAGAUAUUCAAAAUGAUGAUCAGAAAUAUUUAACAUUAGCUUAUACAUCAUCUGACGGCAUCAAAAUUAAAAAACCAAAUCGUCUGAAUUUAAUAUCAUCAGAUGAUUCCUCUCAAGAGACUGACGAUGAAGAUAUACCUCCAGAGGAUUCAUUUCUCUCUGCAUCUAACGGUCCAAAAAUUUGGAUCUUGCCUUCGGGUCAGAACGUUGGGGAUAUCUAUGCUAACAAGAUAUCUGAGAAUGCAAGAACAACCAAAAAAAGGAAGAAAUUAACAGCCAUUAAGAAAGCUAUACUGCGCUAUGGUGCAUCAAAUAUAAUUGAUUUGUCCGCUCACAUGAAGAAAUGGUUUUGUAUUGAUGACAGAAAAUUCAUUAUAAAAGAUUAUGAAUCUAUGUUACGAAUUCCCGAGAUGGCAACCGAAGAGAGCUCGUUUGUUUUGAAAAUUGAGGAUGUAUGGAGCGAAGAUCAAGUGAAUAUCUUGGAUGUUACUCCGGAAAGCACACACACAGAAAUUGAUGUAAUUUUAAAAGCAUGUGCAUACAUUGUUGAAGGACUGAGCAAAAACCUUAAAGUAUAUUCUAUAUGGGGGGAAUCUUUUUGCCCCUUGAGCAGGAGUACAGAUUACACCAAGGGACGUAAAUGUGAUGUUCGCUUCAUAUCAGCAUUAGGGGUUGAUGUUGGAGAAUGGGAAUUUUCCGCAAAAGCUAUAGCGAAUAAGACCAUUGGUGAUAGAUGCCGUUCCGCUCGAAUAAAUCAAUCGAUUUUGAACGGAUUACUAGAAUAUAAUCUCAAUUAUGAACAAGCUAAAAGUAUCCUAAUUCCUUUUUUGCAGUUCGGUGGCACAAAUGGCCAAUUGUUAGUUGAGGAUUUAGUGGAAGGUUUUUAUAUUGUCCUUCCUGGACCAAAGUUUGAAUUGCCCAUAAGACUUCGAGAUAUCGGAAAACUGAAAACUGCUAUAAACGUUAUCAAGUUAGUCAUGGACAUGUAUGAAAAAACUUGUGAAACUAUAGAAAAUCUGGAAACAUUUCAUCAUGAUUUUGACGAUAUAUUUGAAGAAGAUUAUCACGUAGACAAGCCUACUCAUUUUAAGUACAAAUAUAUUCGUAAAUCGUGGUGGACCCCAAAAAAUUCUCUGUUCUAA
Diversispora eburnea is the source of this 1959-nucleotide messenger RNA. The record is from the annotation of a GenBank genome assembly. Lineage: Eukaryota; Fungi; Glomeromycota; Glomeromycetes; Diversisporales; Diversisporaceae.